Messenger RNA from Punctularia strigosozonata HHB-11173 SS5, 1326 nucleotides. RefSeq lists its product as uncharacterized. The transcript is spliced from 2 exons. Gene Ontology annotation, molecular function: protein binding. Lineage: Eukaryota; Fungi; Basidiomycota; Agaricomycetes; Corticiales; Punctulariaceae. The record is from RefSeq and is a predicted model, not a curated record. The coding region runs from base 1 to 1326 and encodes 441 amino acids.
AUGCCUCGUUCAACCCGUCGCCCGGCCGCGGAUUGGGACCUGGACCUUGAUUUCGACGACGACGAUCCCUUAAGCCGUAAUCUGUACUGCACGAUCUGCCAUGGUCCAACUACCGGAAUAUAUCACGAGCGGGUGGAUAUCAUGCUCAACGACAACGCGACUGGAAGUAUCGAACAGCUCCCUGGCGUCAACCACGACGACGCCGUUUGGCUCAGCAAAUCGACGGUUGCGAUCUAUGCGGACUGUAUCAGCCCUCCGGGCGAAUACGAUUCUGGCUCGCGAUAUAUUCAAAAGGACGAUGAGGAUGCGUGGGGCGAAGAAGACGAAGAGGAAGAAGAGGACGAGGUGUUGAGAAAUGAGGAUGGCACGAAGGAGGUGUGGUGCCAGGACACCCUGCGCCGACCCAAUGGGAUGAAGUCGCCCCUCAAAAGCCACGAAUUCGUCUGUGACAACAAGGACCAGCUCCUCGCCCACGAACAAUGCAUCUGGCUCGCGUACGCCUGGGCACGGGAUGCUCACCCCGACUUCUUUCCGGACGAUCCCAUGCUAAACCCCGCCCAUUUCCUCUGGGGACGGACAGGUCCUCGGUGUCGCUGGUUUUAUGAUUCCGAAAUCGCCGAACAAGAAGAUGAGGAGAUCCAUGAACAGCGAUACGCUUCAAGGCAGGCGGAAUGGGCGAGAUCGGAGCGAGCGAAGAAGGCCGCGAUCGCAGCAGGGGCGUGCUCCGCCAACGCGCCGAAGCCCCUCAAAGGCUUCCUCUCCAAAUUCAAAUACGGCUACGCUGCCGACGACGCAGAGGGGCAGCGCUGGAUGCGCGGGUGCAAGGAGUGGAUCUACCUCCACAAACCGGAUUUCGACACGACGCACCUUAAACGCCCGGAUCGGUUCCCGCGCGUUUACGGGCUGCCCGUCGACACACCGAGCCCCCCUUCUCGACUCCCCUUCCUGUUCCAGGGUCCCCGGGAGAUCAUCGGCCUCAUCCUCUCGGAGAUCGACGACGACACCAUGCUCGCUCUCGAGUGUGUGUCGCGCGAGUGGCGCGACUUCCUCCGCUGCCGGUUCGCUCAGCGUUACAUUUGGCUCUCCCGCGCCGAAAAAAGCCACUUUGUCCCGACCGUUGCCGAUUGGACGCGGAGCGCGGAUGCCGUGCGCGAAAUGUUUGACUCGGCGGAGGGGAGAGCCUCGGUUGACUGGCGGGGGUACUACGACGACUGCCUGCGGAGCCCCAACAUGCAAAACCGUGCGCGCAUAUUCCGCUCCGUCUGGGCUAUAAGCCAUCAUCUAGGUCAUUGCGAUUGUGCCGACGGUUCUCCCCUGUGUUCGUAG